CCUUCUUAUACUUAUAAAAACAAACAAACAAACUCCCAUCUCUUUUAAAGUUGAAAGAGUAUAGUAGUUAUCUUUACUGAUAGAAUAUCACAAUUAAUCAAAUGGCUUCUUCUUCUUCCUGUUCUUCUUGUUUGUUUAGAGCUUUGUUUUUGAUGAUGAUGUGCAUGGGGGUGGUGAUGAGUGAUGACCCAUUGGCAACAAAGUGUUCUAAUGAUUUCCAAAAGUUGAUGGGGUGUUUGGAAUAUGCGACUGCGAAGAAGGAUACACCGAGCGAGGAUUGUUGUAGUUCGGUGACGGACAUAAAAGGGAAAGAACCGGUUUGUUUGUGUUUUAUUAUUCAGCAAACGCAUAGUGGCUCGCAGUCGGUCACGUCACUUGGACUUCAGUUUGGCAGGCUCCUGCAGCUCCCUGCUGCUUGUAAACUUGCCAAUGCUUCUCUCUCUGACUGCCCUAAGCUUCUAAAGCUAUCUCCAAACUCAACAGACGCUGCUAUCUUCACCAAUGCCACCAAAGCUUCCAGUUCAACCAGUAGUUCCACAAGUGCAGUCCCAGCCUCAUCCGCAGGAAUCAUAGAUCACAUCCUGCUUGUUGUUGCUUUGGUCACUGUUGUGGCCUCCUCUAUGCUUUUGUCCAUCUUAUGAGUGGUGUUUUAGUUAUCUGCUAUUCUGGACCAUUGUUUUCAUUUUAAAUUUGGAUUAGUUUUUUUGUUGCUAUCAAGAGGUUUUAUGUUUACAAUGCAGAAUGCAUCGAGUAUGUUAAAUUAUUUCUGCAUUUGAUCACCAGAUUUGUGUCUUGCAAAUUUUCAGGUUGUUUCUUGAGCAUCCUUAUUUUCCCCUUCAGUUAGUUCAGUUAUAAUCAAACCAAAUGGUGUCUUGUUUGCUAUUUCUACUCUGUAACUCUUGUAAUCCUAUUCCUUACAUUCAUCACUACUGGACCUGGAGGUCUUAUUUAA
Messenger RNA from Dioscorea cayenensis subsp. rotundata (Guinea yam), 952 nucleotides. RefSeq names its product non-specific lipid transfer protein GPI-anchored 1. The record is from RefSeq and is a predicted model, not a curated record. The transcript is spliced from 3 exons. NCBI's taxonomy places the organism in Eukaryota, Viridiplantae, Streptophyta, Magnoliopsida, Dioscoreales, Dioscoreaceae. The coding region runs from base 102 to 641 and encodes 179 amino acids.